AUAUGGCUGGCUUGGUUCCCAUGGCAACCGUCAUGGCAACGCGGAAGGUCAAUGCUUGGUGCUUUGUUUGCUCCUUGCUGCUGCUUAUUCUUGCGGCAAGCCUAUUGAUGAAAUGUUCACAAACAAAUAAGAAUAUUUAUCCCAACGCGAAUUCUAAGGAGCAGACGCGUGUAACAAACGCCGUCAAGUCAAGCAACCGUGUUGAUGAUGCAUCUGCGAAAAUUCCUGCGCGGCUCUGCACCCAGGUCGACAUCGACCGACACGCGGGUACCGUCUUGCUGACCACGACGAACGCUGGGUUCUUGGACAUGACGGAGAACAUGCUGCACAGCAUCAAGAGACUUAGAAUCUGUCCCAACAUCACCGUUAUCGCCGAGGACGAAAGGUCUUACAGGCGACUGUCUGCUUUGAAAACGCUCCACCCAGGGCUCCACGUCCAAAGAACGAAUCUAGGGGCGACAACUUCAGAUCGACUCCGAGUUUACGGGAGAACGUACGUCCAGUUUGUGAAGAGACGCACGCAUUACAUACUGCGCUUUCUUGAAGAUGGUUACAAUGUACUCUUUGCCGAUGCCGACACUUUCUGGUUUCAAGAUCCGUUCCCCGAUUUCCGAGGCAACUUCGACAUUGCCAUGCGACAGGAGGUCAACCCAGCAAGCCUCAGCCCUGUGUUCUGUAACGGGUUGGCCCUCUAUCGACCAACGGAAAACACGCUGGCCGUGGUGCGGGAGUGGGUGCGCCUGCUAAACACCACGCACAAGAAGACGAUGGAUAAAGAUGUGCUGAAUCGCGUGAUCCAGAAGAGAAAACCAAACCUAAGAAUGAAGUCACUGGACCCCGGUAGGUACCCGGACGGCCGCGUGCUCCGGGAUAAAGGUUGGGUCAAGAAACAAGCUGGCAGGUCGGCUGUGCUGCAUUUCAGUCACAUUUUCGGUUACGAGGGCAAAUUGAAGAAGUUCAAGGAAAAUGGAUUAUGGUUGUUAUGAAAUCUAGGCCUCCGUUACAAAGAUAGUGACGUCACACACAAAAAUGAGGUACGGCAAUUUAAAUCUCAAAAUGUCUGAUUCUUAAAAUUUUAUUUAUAUUACAUGAAUAAUACAACUUUUAGGCUGAAAUGUUCGAGAAAAAACGCUAGCAAAUGGUUUCUUGGAUGUUUGGGAAGUAUUGGCCGUAUUGCAAGGUUAAUCCCUUACUCUUGUAUUUAUUUAUAUAUUUACUUAAUUUGUUUCGCUGUACAAAUCUGAAUAAUGAUUCUUUGAAUCUAUUGGUCAUAACAAAAAAUCAGAAAACGCCCAUCUUGCCUUAAAAGUCCGUGAUUCAUAGAAAAGUCGAAUUUCGAGCUAUUUCAAUUUAGAAUGCAACGUUAAAAAUGUUGUGGAAUGCUCGCAGACAUUUCCGUCAUUUUUCGGGUAUAUGUAGCCUAAGGUGUGAUGAAAUAAAAACGACUUUUGUGUCUGUCAUUAAAUGGGUACAAAAGGUACUUUUAAGAGCUGU
Messenger RNA from Patiria miniata (bat star), 1494 nucleotides. RefSeq names its product UDP-D-xylose:L-fucose alpha-1,3-D-xylosyltransferase MGP4-like. Gene Ontology annotation, molecular function: glycosyltransferase activity. Bases 3 to 986 code for a protein of 327 amino acids. The transcript is spliced from 2 exons. The record is from RefSeq and is a predicted model, not a curated record. Gene Ontology annotation, cellular component: Golgi apparatus. NCBI's taxonomy places the organism in Eukaryota, Metazoa, Echinodermata, Asteroidea, Valvatida, Asterinidae.